AUGAGUCGAUCGAAUCUUAAUCUAUUGGAUUUACCUGACGAAAUAUUACUUCUUAUUUUGAAAAAAUUGAACAAUAUGGAUGUUCUUUAUUCAUUUAUCAACAUUAAUAAUAAACAUUUAAAUAGUCUAGCACAAGAAAAAAUCUUCAGUUCAACUCUCAAUUUUGUAUCCAUCGAUAAUGUUUCUGUAAUUGAUCAAGAGAAACUGGAUCGAUUUUGCAAGGAUAUAUUACCAAAGAUUCAUGAAAAUGUGAAAUGUUUUAUUGUUGAACCACUUUCAAUGGAACGUAUUCUUCUUGCUGGUGAAUAUCCAAAUCUAACUGAACUUAAACUUUUUAACUUCACACAAGAAAUUGAUUUAAAUUAUUUUACAAAUCAAUCAUCUCUUCGAUGUAUCUUUCAACAAAAACUUACACAUCUUACUAUUAUAAAUAAUGACGAACGAAAAGAGAUAGAAUCAUUGAAAAAUUAUAAUCGAAAUGUAUAUGAAUAUAUCUUGAAGUUCUUUAGAAAUUUAAAACAUUUGAGUAUUAUUGAAACACAAAAUCGAUCAUAUCCACCUUUAUUACUCUGUGAUUCACCAUCAAUUAGUUUUUUCUCUACAACUCUUACUUAUUUAUGUAUCAAUGUGAACACAUUUGAUGAUUGUCUUUAUUUACUUGAUGAUCGAUUAAAACACUUAACUACACUUAUUGUUCAAAUAUGUAAAAUAAGCAAAUCUUCAUCACUCAUUUACAAUAUGGAUAAUUUACCUAAUUUGAAAUGUUUUUCAUUGAAAUGUUAUCUUCAACUUGAUAUAUAUGAUGAGAAAAUUCUACCUCUUCUUCAUCGUAUGACAUAUCUGGAAAAAUUAACUUUAUAUCUUUCUAUAAAAAAUCGAAAUACAUUUAUUGACAGUUCUCAUCUUCAAAAUGAAAUUCUUCUUUAUAUGUCAUGUCUUCAUUCAUUUACUUUUUAUAUUCGUACUUAUGAUCAUGACUACUGA
Molecule: messenger RNA, 984 nt
Organism: Rotaria sp. Silwood2
Lineage: Eukaryota; Metazoa; Rotifera; Eurotatoria; Philodinida; Philodinidae
Source: the annotation of a GenBank genome assembly